GAGUUUUUCUUGGAGCGGUCGUCUCGUCUCCGGUUCGACUCGCUCCACCUCCUCCCUCCCUCCCUCUUCCUUUCUAAAGAGCGGAACCAAAACUACAUCUCAAACCCAAACCGCUCUCCGUCUUCCGCGGCAACGAAGCGUCAAAACCAACACUACCACGCGCCUCUUCUUCUUGCGUUCACCAAAUCGCACCAUGGCUCCUUCCCCUCCGCCUGCGGCCGCCAUUCGUGAAGGGCACCACCAUCACCACCACCACAACGGAUGCCGAUGGCCCUCGUUGCCCCUUGGCGCCUCCGCCAGCGACAACGGGCGCCCACGCCGACGCCGCCUUCUCAUCCUCCCGCCGUCCGAACCGUCGUCCCCUUGCUGCUCCUCCGCCCGCGAUUCCCGCUUCCGCGGCGACCUUCGGCUCAAUGACAUCGUCCGGAACGGCGUCUCCGGCGUCCUCCACAAGUGGGUCAACUACGGAAGGGGGUGGCGCCUCCGGUGGUUCGUCCUCCAGGACGGCGUCCUGUCCUACUACAAGAUCCAUGGCCCCGACCGCAUCGAGCUCGCGCCGGAUGACGAAUUGUCCUCCAAGGUCAUAGGCGAGGAGUCCUUCCGUCGGAUCUCGCGCCGGAAGAAGGGCCAUCCCCAUCUCCCUCGCAGGCCCGUCGGCGAAAUCCACCUGAAGGUCUCAUCGAUUAGGGAGAGUCGAUCGGACGAGAGAAGGUUCUCCAUCUUUUCAGGUACGAAGAGGCUUCAUUUGAGGGCGGAUACGAGGGAGAACCGGCUGGUGUGGGUGGAGGCGCUGCAGGCGGUGAAGGAUAUGUUCCCUAGGAUCUCCAACAGCGAGCUGAUGGCGCCGAUGGAUAAUGUGAUUGUCUCCACGGAAAAGCUGAGGCAGAGGCUGCUGGAGGAGGGGUUGAGUGAGGCUGCGAUACAGGACAGCGAGCAGAUCAUGAGGAGUGAGUUUGCCUCCCUGCAGAACCAGGUGGUUCUUCUUAAACAGAAGCAGAUCCUCCUCCUUGACACGCUUCGACAGUUAGAGACAGAAAAGGUUGACUUGGAGAAUACACUUAUCGACGAGAACCACAAAAGAUCAAGAGAAUGUGAAUCCACUUCUGUUCCAGAGAAUGGGAAAUUUAGUGGUGCUUGUUCUCCCGAAGUAAGUCCAAGUGAAUCUGAUUAUGAUAAUGGAAGGCAUGAUCCUGUUGAAGAGGAGAUUGAUGAAGAAGAUAAUACUUUUUUUGAUACAAAAGAUUUUCUUUCAUCAAGUUCUUUCAAAAGCAGUCGAUCUGACUUUCCAAAAUUUCAAAUUGACUCUGAUGAUGACAGUGGUAGUUCUGUUGAUGGUACUGACUCUUCAAUGAAGUCCAUGAGAACAAAGUACGCAUAUGUUAGAAGGCGCAAAAAAUUACCUGAUCCAGUUGAAAAAGAAAAAGGAGUGAGUCUCUGGUCAAUGAUUAAGGACAACAUCGGGAAGGAUCUCACAAAAGUUUGUCUUCCUGUUUAUUUUAAUGAACCACUUUCAUCUUUGCAAAAAUGUUUUGAAGAUCUGGAAUAUUCUUACCUUAUUGACCAAGCAUAUGAAUGUGGCAAAAAGGGUGAUGGACUUAUGAGAAUCCUUAAUGUUGCUGCAUUUGCUGUUUCUGGAUAUGCUUCGACUGAGGGCAGAAGCUGCAAACCUUUUAAUCCACUUUUGGGGGAGACAUAUGAGGCUGAGUAUCCUGAAAAAGGUCUAAAGUUUUUUGCAGAAAAGGUCAGUCAUCAUCCCAUGAUUGUUGCAUGUCACUGUGAAGGUAAUGGAUGGAAGUUCUGGGGAGAUAGCAAUUUGAGAAGCAAGUUUUGGGGACGUUCAAUUCAGCUUGACCCUGUUGGUAUUCUUUCUGUUGAGUUUGAUGAUGGUGAAGUUUUUCAAUGGAACAAGGUGACGACUUCCAUUUAUAACCUUAUAUUGGGAAAACUUUAUUGUGACCAUUAUGGUACUAUGCGUAUACAAGGUAAUGGUGAAUAUUCAUGCAAGCUAAAGUUCAAGGAGCAGUCCAUAAUAGACCGCAACCCUCAUCAGGUCCAAGGUGUAGUUCUGGAUCGCAGUGGGAAAACUGUUGCAACCCUAAUUGGAAAAUGGGAUGACAGCAUGCAUUACAUGGUCGGAGAUGUCUCUGGAAAGGGCAACCGAGCUGAAUCAUUUUCUGAAGCCCAAUUACUGUGGAAGCGUAGUAAACCAUCCAAGCAUCCUACCCGUUACAACCUUACUCGCUUUGCCAUUACGCUGAAUGAAUUAACCCCUGGAUUAAAGGAAAAGUUGCCACCCACUGACUCAAGGCUUCGACCUGACCAGAGGUGCUUGGAGAACGGGGAGUAUGAAAUAGCAAACUCCGAGAAGUUGAGACUGGAACAAAGGCAACGACAGGCAAGAAAGAUGCAGGAAACAGGUUGGAAACCUCGGUGGUUUGCUAAGGACAAAGCCAGCGGCACAUACCGUUACCUUGGUGGUUACUGGGAGACGAGGGGAAAAGGUUCGUGGGAUGGGUGUCCCGAUAUCUUUGGCCAAAUCCCCAGCAAUCACUUGAUCGAGUGAGUAAUAUAAUUAGAGUUCGAGACAAAGUUCCGAAUGUAUUCUUUAACAAAUUUUCCCCUAUAGAUAUUCGUUCUCCAAUUUUUUCACCUUGCAUUUCUCAAGUUUUCGAUUUAAGUGCUCGCCAUUUUGUGAGCCAUCGAAAAUGCCUUGUAAAUGACACACUGGGAAGACAGUUGUGAUGAUUUUGUAUUUAUAUUUCUGAACGAUGAAGCACCGAACAAUAAGAGCGCUUUCAUUGUCUUGUUCCGAAAGCUGUAUCA
This is a messenger RNA of Musa acuminata AAA Group (dessert banana), 2823 nucleotides long. RefSeq names its product oxysterol-binding protein-related protein 1C-like. The coding region runs from base 194 to 2563 and encodes 789 amino acids. The transcript is spliced from 10 exons. The record is from RefSeq and is a predicted model, not a curated record. Gene Ontology annotation, cellular component: cytosol; intracellular membrane-bounded organelle; membrane. Lineage: Eukaryota; Viridiplantae; Streptophyta; Magnoliopsida; Zingiberales; Musaceae. Gene Ontology annotation, molecular function: sterol binding.